AUGACCGACUCAACCAACAAACCCUCAGAAGAACCCAAGAAGCUAUCAAAGGAACAGCAACUUCGGCAGCAAGGAGAUUUGGUCAUCCAAGGGUACAAAGAUCUGGCCGACAAAACUAGCUCAUUUCUUCAUAAGCAUAAUGAGCUACUUUAUUUAACAAGGUCUAGACCGGCUAGUUUCCAAAAUGCUGUCUCGAUCGACCAAGCUCACUUGAAAAAAGGCUUACUAGUGCAACUACAAUCAAGCCUUGUACCUCAGCUUCAACAACAAAUAUUUACCACUUUACAGCUCACAAACCCAUACGACUUGACGAAAGACCCAGGCUUACAAUUCAAAUGCAUCUUGGAGGUCCAGGCCGAACUCAAUCCCAUCUUGGAUCAAAUAUUCUCUGCGACCGACGUUUUAUGUCCGGGGCCGUUGCCAUCCCCAUCCAUCCGAACAAACGACCAGUACCUCAAAGAGCUCAAACCCUUCAGGAUCCGCGCCCUAUAUGAUCAUCUGACGGGAUGUUUUCUAAAUCAAAUUUUCAAGGUUUGCAAUGACUCCUAUGAUCUCAUUCAACAGCUGAAAUUGUCAACCAAAAAGUACGAGGGCGAGGUUGAUCUAGCUUCCGCCCGAUACUAUUUGAAUGCAGAAGGGGAUUACUGUUUACAGUUGAUUGAGAGGGCCAUAAACUGUCUAGAAGGAUCCGAGUUUGAUGUCGUCCAAGUUGAUUGGCGGUACAACCAAAGUGUUAUCAAUGGACACCUGCGAGAGCUCUUGAGGCGGAUCAAUCCCACGACACCGUUAGACGAGCAAAACAGUAUGCCAGGUCCACAAACCCUCAGUGAACCCGUUGUCAACCUUACAAAAUCGGUCUUACCCGUCAUAAAGCUCUGCAGACUUUUUUUCAACAAGCUAUCGGAACGAGGAAUGAACAGAAAGCGCUUGCCACUUUUUACAACAAUGUGUUCCUAUCAACUGAAUCUUAUCAGUAGAUUAGCUGGAGAUAUUGCGGGAAAACUCGAUAGGAUCUUGAGUAUCUUACGAGCAGCCGAUACGACCCUCAAUGAAAAUAUCAUUAGAUCACUGACAAAGACAGUCAAAGCACUCGAAACUCACUUCGAAACCCCUUUUCUGCUCAUCCUCCUCCACUUUCUUCCCAUCAUCCCAGAUACCGUCGGCAAUCCCGUUCAGAAUUACUUCAAGGAAUGGUUCGCUAUCUGGAACACACAAUUCACCCUAGCAAUUAAGAAUCUCUUGAAUGUUAUUGAAUCAUACAAAGGCGAUUUUGAAUAA
This is a messenger RNA of Puccinia graminis f. sp. tritici CRL 75-36-700-3, 1278 nucleotides long. RefSeq lists its product as uncharacterized. The record is from RefSeq and is a predicted model, not a curated record. The transcript has 2 exons. Lineage: Eukaryota; Fungi; Basidiomycota; Pucciniomycetes; Pucciniales; Pucciniaceae. Bases 1 to 1278 code for a protein of 425 amino acids.